UUAUUUAACCAAAGAUCAGCUUAAAGGCCCUAGUCAAGUUGAAAUGUACAUCCAAGCACUUAAGAGAGGCUGUAGAUGUGUGGAAUUGGACUGUUGGGAUGGACCUGAUGGGGAACCAGUCAUUUACCAUGGUUAUACGCUGACCUCAAAGAUACACUUUAGGGAUGUCAUUAGUGCCAUCAAUGAUUAUGCAUUCCAGGCUUCACCAUAUCCAGUAAUACUGUCUUUAGAGAAUCAUUGUUCUGUGGAGCAGCAAAAUGUCAUGGCUGAGAUCAUGAUUUCUAUAUUUCAUAAAAUCUGGUGCCCAGAUGCAGACUUUAUAGCCACACCUACUCCAGAAGAGCUGAGAAACAAAAUUAUUCUCAAGGGCAAGCGGUUACCUGCAGUCGUAGAUCAAAGUGAUGAUGUCAGUGAUGAAGAUGAGGCAGCAGAUAUUCCUGCAGAUUCCAUUCAAGGUGAUGAAAAUGAGAACACCAGAGAAAAAGAUGACCAUGGUCACAAAAAGAUCAAGCUUAGCCAAGCUUUGAGUAAGAUCACAGCAAUGCAGAGUGUCGGCUUCAAGGGUACAGACAAGUCUACCCAGCCUGACCCAUUUUUCACUGUCAUCUCGCUGGGUGAAAACAAAGUGGAGAAAUUAAUCCAAACGGAUCCCCAGGGGUUAAAUGCCAUAACGCAUCAUACUCUUAUCCGCACAUAUCCAGCUGGAAGCAGAACUGAUUCCAGUAACUACAAUCCAGUACCCAUGUGGAACCAUGGAUGUCAAAUUGUGGCCUUGAACUAUCAAACUGGUGGAGAGCCUAUGCAGCUAAACCAUGGACGCUUUUUGGAUAAUGGAGGAGUUGGUUACAUACUCAAGCCAUCAUUUCUGAUGUCAGGUGAGUUUAUAGCAGCAAAAGAUGGUGAAAUCAUCAGUGGAUACCAGAUCCCAAAGCCUAACGACAGUACCAAGGGCGAGGUCAUUGACCCUUUUGUCAAGAUUGAAAUGUUUGGCGUGCCCUCUGAUGUGGCAGAGUACAGAACUAAAGUUAUUGAAAAUAACGGGUUUAACCCCAGAUGGUUUGAGACCUUUACUUUCAAACUCCGAGUGCCAGAGUUAGCACUGCUGAGGUUCAUAGUUAAAGAUGAAGAUCGGGGCAGAGAUGAUUUCAUUGGCUACUACUGCUUGCCUGUGCUCAGUAUACAGGAAGGUUACAGGCACUUCCCUUUGUAUGAUAAACGAGGUCACAUCUACAGCCAAUCAUUGAUAUUUACACAUGUGACAAUGUCCAGUGACUAA
Messenger RNA from Candidula unifasciata, 1276 nucleotides. Lineage: Eukaryota; Metazoa; Mollusca; Gastropoda; Stylommatophora; Geomitridae. The record is from the annotation of a GenBank genome assembly.